Pan troglodytes (chimpanzee) is the source of this 2388-nucleotide messenger RNA. RefSeq names its product C-terminal-binding protein 2-like. NCBI's taxonomy places the organism in Eukaryota, Metazoa, Chordata, Mammalia, Primates, Hominidae. Gene Ontology annotation, biological process: regulation of transcription by RNA polymerase II. Bases 1 to 1269 code for a protein of 422 amino acids. The record is from RefSeq and is a predicted model, not a curated record. Gene Ontology annotation, molecular function: transcription corepressor activity; transcription coactivator activity; DNA-binding transcription factor binding. The transcript has 3 exons. Gene Ontology annotation, cellular component: nucleus.
AUGAAUCUUGCAAGAGAAAGUGGUCAGAAAAGGAUCCAGUGGCAGAAUUCCAGGAUGAAGUCUAGUCGUCAGAAGGGAGUUGAGGCCAGAGAAUUGAUGACUAUGAGAGUGAAUUCUGCAGACAAGAAUCCAGUCAUUGAAGAGGACCAGGUUUCAGAAACAGAAUCCAGGUACCUAAGAGCAGGGUGCGGGAAGAUGCAGAUUUGUCUGAAAUUAUUCAUCCUCAUGGCCCAAAUGAGAGUACGUGGAGAACUUUUGUCCCACUCUAUACAUUGCUUUCUGCCACAUCCUCAGUCUCUACCGGAGGAACACGUGGCUGUACCAGGCACUGUGGGAAGGCACGCGGGUUCAGAGCGUGGAGCAGAUGGGCGAGGUGGCCUAGGGAGCGGCCCGCAUCCGUGGGGAGACGCUGGGCCUCAACGGCUUUGGUUGCACGGGGCAGGCGUUGCAGUUCGAGCCAAAGCCUUUGGAUUCAGCGUCAUAUUUUAUGACCCCUACUUGCAGGAUGUGGUCGAGCGGUCCCUGGGCGUGCAGAGGGUCUACACCCUGCAGGAUUUGCUGUAUCAGAGCGACUGCGUCCCCUUGCACUGCAAUGUCAACGAACAUAACCACCACCUCAUCAAUGACUUUACCAUAAAGCAGAUGAGGCAGGGAGCAUUCCUUGUGAACGCAGCCCGUGGUGGCCUGGUGGACGAGAAAGCCUUAGCACAAGCCCUCAAGGAGGGCACGAUACGAGGGGCAGCCCUCGACAUGCAUGAGUCGGAGCCCUUCAGCUUUGCUCAGGGUCCGUUGAAAAAUGCCCCGAAUCUUAUCUGCACUCCUCACACUGCCUGGUACAGCGAGCAGGCGUCACUGGAGAUGAGGGAGGCAGCUGCCACAGAAAUCCGCCGAGCCAUCACAGGUCGCAUCCCAGAAAGCUUAAGAAAUUGUGUGAACAAGGAAUUCUUUGUCACAUCAGCGCCUUGGUCAGUAAUAGACCAGCAAGCAAUUCAUCCUGAGCUCAAUGGUGCCACAUACAGAUAUCCGCCAGGCGUCGUGGGUGUGGCUCCAGGAGGACUCCCUGCAGCCGUGGAAGGGAUCAUCCCUGGAAGGGAUCAUCCCUGGAGGCAUCCCAGUGACUCACAACCUCCCGACAGUGGCACAUCCUUCCCAAGCGUCCUCUCCCAACCAAACACGGGGACAAUCGAGAGCACCCCAACGAGCAAUAGCAGAGAAUGCCGGAAGGUAAUCACUCAGAUACACUUGGGACCAAGAGACAGUGAAAAAUAGAUGAACUAAGAGAAAAAGAAUCGGAUGGACUUUGUAACUGAUUCUGGACAUAUGCAUCAUUGAUGUUGCAGUGUUAAAACUACAAGAGCUAGAAAACUAAAGAUGUCGUCUGCUUACGGAAGCGCUGAAAGACUAGGAUGUGAUUUAUUAACGACCAACUUCUGUUAUUGUGUGUUAAGCUUUUCAUCUGUGCAUCAAAUCACAAAGAAUAAAUAGAGCUUUUUCUUUAUCAGUCCGUUGGGCACAGCAGGUCCUGAACACCCUGCUCUACAAUGUUGCAUCAAGAGUUCAAACAACAAAAUAAAAAAUAUUAAGAGGAAAUCCCCACCCUGUGACUUGAGUCCCUUAAGUCUACAGGGGCUGGUGACCUCUUUUUUGCUAAUAGGAAAAUCACAUUACUACAAAAUGGGGAGAAAACUGCUUGCCUGUGGUAGACACCUGCACACAUAGGAUUGAAGACAAUACAGGCUCCUGUACAGAGAAGUGUCUCACGUCUGAACUGCAUACUGAGCGGGCAAGUUGGUUGUAAGUUCAGUAAAACCCUCUGAUGAUGCAAAAAAAAAAAAAAAAGUAUUAAGUUCCACAAGCUGUUUGUACUCAAAUAUAUUUUCUCAGUUUCAGAUCCUCUGCUAUUUUAUUGAGUGGAAAGUCUUGAGCUAAAAUGUUCAAGAAGAAUAAUGUUGCAUUUCCUUAUGUCUCAGGAAACACUUUUUAUGGUAACUUGUCAGAUUGUCUAUGAAAAAACCCACUUUUUUAGACAUUGAUAAAGUCUUCUUUUCUUCACAUGCUAUUUUAUACAAGAACACUUCAGGUGUAUUAGAUGUGACUGAUUUUAACAAAUCCUAUUAGAUUUGUAUCAACUAGUUACAUGUUCUAUUCACAGUCUUUUGUGAAUCAUUGCCUUUUUCUUUAAAAAGAUGGCCUAUUUUGAGCCUUUGUAUAGGUACAUUCCUGCUUUUGUGACAAAAGAAAAACUUUAAAAUUGUCCCAAACAGAAAAAUAAUGGCUAUUAGAAGUAUGUUUUGUUUUAGUGUGAGUUACCAUUACUGUAUUUGUUUAUUGUAAAGGUGGACAUUUAGCGUUCAGUGCAGUUUUCAAUAAAAAGUAAUUAAAAUUUGU